Messenger RNA from Solenopsis invicta (red fire ant), 3819 nucleotides. RefSeq lists its product as uncharacterized. Gene Ontology annotation, biological process: proteolysis; DNA integration. Bases 1 to 3819 code for a protein of 1272 amino acids. Lineage: Eukaryota; Metazoa; Arthropoda; Insecta; Hymenoptera; Formicidae. Gene Ontology annotation, molecular function: aspartic-type endopeptidase activity; nucleic acid binding. The transcript has 3 exons. The record is from RefSeq and is a predicted model, not a curated record.
AUGGUAGCGACGGCUUCGAUCUCGCCGUGCCCACUCUGUAAAUCGGCCCACUUCUUGAAUAAGUGCCCUCAAUUCAUGCAGAAGAGUCCGAGCCAGAGAUUAGAGAUCGCGAAACAGCAUCAACGAUGCGUGAAUUGCUUCAGUUCAAAGCACGCCGUCUCCGCAUGUCCAAGCCGUUUUUCAUGUCGUCAUUGUCAAAAGCGACAUCAUUCCAUGCUCCACCUCGACUCGGUCUCUUCCGCUACUGCGACCGUUAGUGCAUCCAAUUCCGAAGCCCCGGCGUCGAUCAAGUCCGAUGAAUCUCCGAAAACAGUGGCAUUAUGCGCGAUGUCGGCAAAUCUCGCUCGACCGCCGGUAGUCCUCGCCACUGCACGCGUGUCCGUCGGAUCUCUCGCUGGUCGUCAAGUCGUUGCACGAGCAUUGAUCGACACCGGAGCGGAACUCACGCUCAUUGCAGCUCAUUUAGCGAAGAAAUUAAAACUGCGUCGAUUCAUACUGCCUACCGCCUUGUCCGCCGUCGGCGACCUUGACGCGGGCAUACAUCGUUACGCCGCGCACGUUAAAAUCUCACCGAUCGACGGGAUCGAGCCGCCGGUCAUUACCACAGCGACGAUUCUAAGUUCGCUUGCUAGUUAUUCGUCAGCGUCUAUUCAAUCUCCUCUUCAAUGGGAUCAUCUCGCGGAUCUCACUCUCGCAGAUCCAAAUUCUUCAAACUCAGAUCCCAUUGAUCUAAUAAUCGGAGCUGACAUCUACGCAGAUAUAAUGCGAGAUGGGGUUCGCAGGGGAGCUCGCGGUCAACCCAUUGCCCAGGAAACGAUCUUUGGCUGGAUCGUUCAGGGCCGCACGCCUCUGUCGAAUUCGUCCUGUCGGACCGUUACGGUGCAACAUUGUACGAUCGCAGAAUCCGUCUCACUUAAUAGCGAAUUGAGAAGAUUCUGGGAAAUCGAGGAAAUUCCGAGGCACACGAUACUCAGCCCGGAAGAGCAGAGAUGCGAGAAUCAUUUCUUAACCUCUCAUUCGCGCACUCCCGCCGGUCAGUACGUUGUUCGUCUGCCAUUCAAAAAUGGUCCUCCCAUCGAUAUUGGUACCUCACGCGAUAUAGCGGAGCGAUGCCUCAAGACUUUGCUACGCCGUCUUCAAGCCAAUUUCGAUUUGAAAAGGGAGUACUCAGACUUCCUCCAAGAAUAUGAAAAACUCGGGCACAUGCGCAAGGCUCCAGAAUCUUCAGAAUCUUCUCAAUUCGUCUAUAUUCCGCACCAUCCCGUAAUACGCGACAGCAGUGCGACGACUCGAGUACGAGUCGUAUUCAACGCGUCGAGCCCCACCUCGAAUUCUUGGUCACUUAAUGACCACCUUCUCGCGGGACAAAAAUUGCAAACGGACUUGGCUGCGGUGCUUUUACGCUGGCGACAGUAUCGUUACGUCUAUUCUGCCGACGUAGCAAAAAUGUACCGGCAGAUUCGCGUCGAUCCCCGUGACACAGACUAUCAGCGGAUCCUAUGGAUCGACGAGAACACCGGAAAAGUACAAGAGUAUCAACUCUUGACCGUGACCUAUGGUACAACUUCGGCGCCGUUCUUGGCGCUGCGAGUCUUGCGGCAGCUCAUCCAUGACGACGGUCGCGAUUUUCCUUUAGCCGUUCCCGUGCUUCAGGAGAAUAUUUACGUGGAUGACGUGCUUUUCGGCGCGGACGAGAUUUCGCUAAUUCGUUCGGUUCGCAAACAAGAUCAUGGUCUCGCUUGCAGCAAGGAUCUGCAUCCGGACGAGACAUUAAAGGUGCUCGGUAUUAGUUGGAGUCCGUCGGCUGACGCGUUUCAAUUUAGAGUCGUGCGCUCUCCCUCGCCCGCGCGAACCAAGCGCGCCAUGCUCUCGUACAUCGCUCGCAUAUUUGAUCCGUUAGGCCUAAGCACGCCCGUUACAAUCUCCGCGAAGAUUCUCUUGCAGCGGCUCUGGCAGCUCCGCGUCGACUGGGACGAUGAGGUUCCUACCGAUAUCGCAAAGCAAUGGGAAUUCGUGCAGUCGUCCUUGCUAGAACUCGAUGACUUUCACCUCCCUCGGUGGAUUCAAAAGGGAUCGGAUACGGUCGACUGCGAAAUUCACGGAUUUUCGGACGCGUCUAAUUACGCUUAUGCCGCAGCGAUUUAUAUUCGGCUCACCUCUCGCUCAGGCAACAUCACGACUGCCUUGCUAGUCGGGAAGUCAAAGGUCGCGCCGAUCAAAACAUUGACCGUUCCGCGUCUCGAAUUAUCGGCAGCCGUGUUAAUGUCGCGAUUAAUGAAGUUCGUUAUAGACGCAUUGCACGUUUCCUCCGCUCCAUGCUUUUGCUGGACGGACUCGACCCUCGUGCUGGCGUGGGUCACACAACAUCCCUCGAAGUGGAAGAUUUUUAUUUCAAAUCGGGUUGCCGAGAUUCAAACCCGACUUCCGUCCGCUUCGUGGCGAUAUGUUCCCACGGACGAAAACCCCGCGGAUUGUGCGUCGCGAGGAAUCUCGGGAAGUCAGCUCAUCUCGCAUCAUCUUUGGUGGCAAGGUCCCGCGUGGCUCAGGAUGCCUGAUUCUGAGUGGCCGACGAUGAGCGCAUCACUCCCAGACCUCGCGUUCCAGGAGAACUCGCGCGCGACAGUUCAUAUCGCUAACGUCACGGAAUCAUGGGAACUCGCGGACCGAUAUUCUUCGUGGCCAAAGCUCAUUCGAGUGAGCGCGUACGUUCUCAGAUUUAUAUCGCGGAUUCAAAGGCGUGAUGAGAUCGCUCUUCAGUCGGAAAGUCCGUCUUCCCUGACCGCCAGCGAAGUACGAGCCUCAAGAAAUUUUUGGGUGAAGUAUAUUCAGCGCCAGCUCUUCCCGCUCGAAAUACGCGCUCUCACUCAGAAUGAGUCGGUUCCUUCGAGGAGUCCACUCUUCGUGCUCAAUCCGUUCCUGGAUGAAGAGCAAAUAAUUCGGGUUGGCGGGCGGCUAUCUCAGGCUCCGAUACCCGCUCAAGCUCGACAUCCGAUAGUACUCUCACCCGCUCGUCCGCUUACUCAUAUCUCAUACUCACUUGCGCACUCUUCAUGCAGGAACGCAAUUGACCCUUGCUACCUUACGGCAAGAAUUUUGGCUGCUAAGAGCUCGAAGCACGGUCAGAUCAAUUCUACACGGGUCAGAGUGACUCCUCCCGCGCGCGCGUUCCUUCACAGCGAGCUGGACUACGCGGGUCCAGUACUCAUUCGUUCGCGAUCAGGUCGCGAAAUCGCUUCAAAAAAGGCUUAUAUCGCAUUAUUUGUGUGCAUGGCUACACGCGCUGUGCAUCUGGAACUCGUCGAAGGCUAUUCUACUCCCGCCUUUCUCGGGGCCUAUUCCCAUUUUGUCGCACGGCGAGGUCUUCCCGAGUCGAUUUACUCUGACAAUGGAACUACAUUCGUUGGAGCGGAUCGCGAACUCGCCGCCGCGUUUCGUGCAACUCUUCGGGAUCCCGAUCUGCAGAAUCGCACAGCCGCGGAUAAUGUCUCAUGGCAUUUUAUACCUCCCUCAGCUCCUCAUUUCGGGGGGUUGUGGGAGGCCGGUGUUCGUAGCACAAAACAUCAUAUUCGGCGUGUUGUGGGGGCUCAUAUUCUGACCUUCGAGGAGUUCUCAACGUUACUCUGCAAUAUCGAGGCGUGUUUAAAUUCGCGUCCAUUAGCGCCUUUUUCCGACUCGCUGGAUGACUAUACGUUCUUAACUCCAGGGCAUUUUCUCAUAGGCUCCGCGCUUAAUUCAAUCUCGGAUCCCUCGCUUUUGCAAGUAAAAGAAAAUCGGCUGACAAGGUGGCAGCUCGUUCGUCAAAUGACCGAACGUCUUUGA